UCAUAAGAUAACGUGACGCUCUGGGCGGAGAGCCAUCUCUCCCCUCAUAACACUAGCUUUUAUCGGCUUUUUUGAAAGUUGUCAUUCAGACUUGACUCGGUGUCUGUGGUUGGUCUUACAGAGAGAAAAACGUCUAAAGGCCAAGUGUUCGGGUGAGGUAAGAGGAUGACACAGCACAAAUAGCUGUUGUUUUUUUUUUACGGGUCUUGAAGUAAGCAAGUUACAAAAUCUCACUCCUCCAAACAGUUGCGUACCUCCCUGUCACGUGACCGCGUUUCUUUGGGAGCAGCCACUUGAAGUAGUUUUUGGAUGUUUGGAAACAGCUGCUGCAGUUCAGACGCGUCCUCCUGACCCUAGCUACUGAUUUUCUGGCUCACUGAUGGCGAUGGAGAAUUUGAGGCAGUUCCUGUUCGCUCUCUCCGCUGCCGGAGCUGUCGGGUUUGUCGCCAUAAUAUUCGUGCUGAGGUGGGUUCUCCACUUUAAGGAAGGCUUGGACUGGAACGGAGGACUGGCUGAAUUCAACUGGCAUCCGGUGCUGGUCGUCACAGGCUUCAUUUUCCUGCAGGGCACAGCCAUAAUUGUCUACAGGCUUCCCUGGACCUGGCAGUGCAGUAAACUCAUGAUGAAGUUCAUCCAUGCAGGCUUGAACUUGACAGCCUUCAUUUUCGCUGUUAUUGCCAUGGUGGCUGUUUUUGACUUUCAUAACUCUGCCAAGAUCCCCAACAUGUACAGUCUGCACAGCUGGCUGGGCCUGACGGCAGUUAUACUGUAUGGUCUGCAGCUUGUUCUCGGAGUCGGCCUGUACCUGAUACCAGUUACACCUGUGGCCUGGAGAGCAGCUUUUAUGCCCAUCCAUGUCUACAGUGGUCUUUUUCUUUUCACCAGUAUCAUAGCAGUUGCUCUCAUGGGAAUUACAGAAAAACUUAUCUUUGGCCUGGCCAACCCAAAGUAUAAAGAUUCUCCCCCAGAGGCAAUCUUUGUGAAUGUGUUGGGACUCCUCCUGGUUGUUUUCGGGGCUCUUGUCCUCUGGAUUGCCACUCGAGAGUCUUGGAAACGCCCCAGUGACCAGACUGCGCAUUCUCUGCAUACCAACAGGGGAGGUGAGGACAACAGCAAAAGUGGUCCGGCAAUGUCUGAACUGGAAGAUGGAGCCAAUUGUGAGACCGAUGGAGAUGUCAGGAAGAGGAAUAGUAAAUAAAUCAGAGAGCUAGGCUGACAGUUUGUAUCAUAGGGAUAAACAAUGCUGUGCAAAAAUCUUCAAAUAAUCUCCAGUUUCCCAGGAAAUAUCUGUUGAAAUAUGCAAACAUUAAAAAGUGAAAAAAUAUA
Gambusia affinis (western mosquitofish) is the source of this 1326-nucleotide messenger RNA. Its product is annotated as plasma membrane ascorbate-dependent reductase CYBRD1. The record is from RefSeq and is a predicted model, not a curated record. The transcript has 4 exons. The coding region runs from base 380 to 1198 and encodes 272 amino acids. NCBI's taxonomy places the organism in Eukaryota, Metazoa, Chordata, Actinopteri, Cyprinodontiformes, Poeciliidae. Gene Ontology annotation, molecular function: oxidoreductase activity. Gene Ontology annotation, cellular component: lysosomal membrane.